This is a messenger RNA of Nerophis ophidion (straightnose pipefish), 3179 nucleotides long. Its product is annotated as aminopeptidase N-like. Gene Ontology annotation, cellular component: cytoplasm. Gene Ontology annotation, biological process: proteolysis; peptide catabolic process. The record is from RefSeq and is a predicted model, not a curated record. NCBI's taxonomy places the organism in Eukaryota, Metazoa, Chordata, Actinopteri, Syngnathiformes, Syngnathidae. Bases 258 to 3125 code for a protein of 955 amino acids. Gene Ontology annotation, molecular function: zinc ion binding; metalloaminopeptidase activity; peptide binding. The transcript has 21 exons.
GCAGUGUUUUGGUUCCUUAUUGGCAAUGUUCUUGUAAUCAUUUUCCGCACACCCAUAUGUCUAACAAGAAUCAUUUCCAAGACCAUGUAACACAUACUCUUUGCUCCCUCAACAUUCAGGUUAAUGUUUAACACAGACAGACUUGCGUCGGUCCGGGCAAGCCCUGUUAAUGCUUGGGCGGUGACAGGCAUGCAGAUAAGUUCUUGCAGAUCCGAGAGAGCACAGAGAGCCGUUGGACGUUCAAGACCGCGGCCAAGAUGCCAAAGAUCGCCUCGUCUAAGGGUUUUGCCGCCGCGUUUGUCGUUCUGGCGCUGUCUGUCAUUGGCGGCAUCGUCACUAUGAUCAUUAUGUACAAGACUGAGAUCUCAACCAUGAACCCCACACCUCGUCCGACCUAUCCGUCCACGACCCUGGCACCGCCGCCUGAAAUGCGUCUGCCAACGAGUCUGGUCCCGGAAAACUACAACAUCUUUCUAAAAAUGGAUCUCUACUCCCAAAUCGUGGAAGAGGUGAAUGUCACGACUCCCAACCAAACCCUGCUGUUCUCCGGUACCUCCUUGGUACGCUUCCUUUGUGUGGAGAAGACCAAGAGCAUCUUCGUUCAUAGUCUGGACCUGCUGAUCUCUGACGCUGUGGUAAAGAACGAAGGCGAGAACAAAGAGAUCAGGAUUCUGAGCAUGAAGCAUCACCAAGACCAAAGUGACUUCCUGGAGUUUGAGUUGAAUGAAGCGCUGGAGGAAGGAAGGACCUACAGCUUGUUUGUGUCCUUCAGUGGAAACAUGUCAGACGAGCUCCACGGACUUUAUGUCGGCACCUACGAUGAACGUCAUGCACGCUCUCAAAGUCCAACACACAGAUUUCUCGCCAGUACAAACCUGCAGCCGACGGCCGCCAGACGAGUGUUUCCUUGUUUUGAUGAGCCUCAAUUCAAAGCCGUCUUCGACGUCACCAUCAUUCACAGAAGAAAGAUGACAGCGCUUGGAAACGCGGAAUCGUCCGGCUCGGAUAAAUUAGACGAGGACUGGAUGGAGACUCGUUUCCAUUCAACACCAAAGAUGUCAACCUACCUUUUGGCGUUCACCGUGUCAGAGUUGAAGGCCUCCCCCGCGGCACAUGAGCGUGUCAUUAUUCAGAUAUUUGCUCGACCAGAGGCCAGAGGAGCCACCGUAUAUGCAGCAAACAUCACUGGACCUAUACUCAAGUUCUACGAGAAGCGCUUUGAAAUUAAUUACCUUCAGAAAAAGCUAGAUCAAGUUGCGCUGCCCGAUUUAUCGGGCGCGGCGGUGGAAAACUGGGGACUGAUCACGUACGACGAGGGCGUCCUGCUGUACGAGUCGGGCGUGUCCUCACUCCUGCACAGGGAAACAAUCUCCUACUCCAUCGCACGUCAGCUGGCUCACCAGUGGUUUGGAAACUUGGUGACCAUGAAAUGGUGGAAUGAAGUUUGGCUAAAAGAAGGCUUUGCCACGUACAUGUCAUCGCAGGCAUUGGACGACGUGGAACCCACCUUCAAAGCCGGUGAAAUGAAUAUCAUGAGUGAACUCCAUGCAGCCCUUGAGCAGGACGCGCUGGCUUCUUCCCAUCCUCUCAGCGUCCCACACGGAGAUGUCCUGUCCACUCCGCAGAUCACGGCCUUACUUGAUGAUCUCACCAACUACAAGGGAGCUGUUGUGCUGAGAAUGCUGGCAGACGCUGUGGAUCAAAGAGUUUUCAACAAAGGGGUUCAACAAUAUCUCAGCGACUUCAAGCAUGGGAACGCCGACCAGAAUGACCUUUGGAAGUGCAUUCAAAAGGCUGUUCACGAGGAGGGGGGCCACACCGACGUGACCACCUUGAUGGCGACAUGGACCGAACAAAUUGGAUUUCCUGUCGUCACCAUCAACACCACAGACGGAGAAGUCUACCAGAAGCACUUCCUGUUCAACACGUCUUUGGAAUCCAGUCUGUGGUGGUUCGUCCCAAUCCGAGUGUCGUCAAAUACAUCCGCAACGUCUCUGGUGUGGCUGGAAAACGACAAGACAGUUAAGAAAGACCAAUUCGUCUCGAAGCAUGGAGAGUGGAUCCUGGCCAAUGUUGGUUGUGUCGGAUACUACCGGGUCAAUUACGACCCAAAGAACUGGGACCGCCUCCUCACACAGCUGCAAUCGAACCCCCAGCGCAUCCCAGUGAUGAACCGAGGGCAGCUUAUCGACGACGUCUUCAAUUUGGCAAGAGCCAACUUGGUGGAUGUGACUCUGGCUCUGAAUUUUACGGGGUUUCUUCGUAACGAGACAGACUACAUACCCUGGCAGUCAGCAGUUUGGAAUUUUGAGUACUUUGUUCUCAUGUUUGAUCGCUCAGAGGUGUACGGACCAAUGCAGGCUUAUAUCCGGGAUCAAGUUAAAGGUUUCUAUGGCUUCUUCAGGAAUCUCACUGACCACUCUGCUGUUCCACAGGAUCAUUACCAACAGCACAGCCAGAUCACGGCCAUCGAUGUUUCCUGUUCCAACGGACUGCCAGAGUGCGUCCACAUGGCGACAACCAAGUUCCACGACUGGAUGAACAGCAACUCCAGUGAAAACAAUAUCCACGCCAACUUGCGGUCUGUUGUCUACUGCCAAGCCGUGGCUGCAGGCGGGGAAAAGGAGUGGGAGUUUACUUGGAACAAGUUCCAGAGCAGCAAGGAAAGCUCAGAAAAAGACCAACUUCGCCGAGCUCUGUCCUGCACCAAGGAAAUCUGGUUGCUCAGCAGAUAUCUAGAGUACACUUUGGACCCUGAGAAGAUUCGACUGAGGGACGUCACUUCCACUAUCAGCGACAUUGCCAGGAAUGUCGCCGGACAUGGACUGGCCUGGAACUUUUUGAGAGCAAACUGGGACUACAUCAGUCAGGGAGGCGGAGCCAAGCUGAUAGACCGCGUGACCAGGAGGUUCUCCACAGCGUUCGAACUGGAGGAGUUGGAGAACUUUGCCACCAACAACGAUCUGGGUUCUUCUUCCCGGGCGUUGGACCAGGCCAUUGAGAGGACCAAAGUCAACAUCCAGUGGGUGGCUGACAACAAGGCGACCAUAGUGGACUGGUUUCGAAGCAGAUCCGACUCGGCUUGCCCUCCUGGGGGUUCUUCAGACCACCAAGCACCGACAUGAAAGCCUUUUUCAGGGUUACGAUAUUUUUUAAUUUUUCAAUAAAGUCUCUCAGUU